Salvia hispanica is the source of this 909-nucleotide messenger RNA. RefSeq lists its product as uncharacterized. The record is from RefSeq and is a predicted model, not a curated record. Lineage: Eukaryota; Viridiplantae; Streptophyta; Magnoliopsida; Lamiales; Lamiaceae.
AUGCCAUCUCUUGCCUUGAAUAAGGAAAGAAGAAAUUGGACACUUACUGAAGAAGAUGCUCUAAUUGCAAUUGUGAAAACAAUAGCUGCAGAUUGGCGCCAAGAGAAUGCAUUCCGAACAGGCUAUCUAGAAGCUAUUGAGAAACAAUUGAAAGUUUGGUUUCCUGGAACUGAUUUGAAUACGACUAAUGUGCAGUCUAAGUUGACAAUAUGGAAGAGGCAUUACUAUCUCGUGAAGAACAUGAUCAACACUAGUGGAUUUGGUUGGAAUGACUCUAGCAACAUGAUUACAGUUGAGAAUGACGUAUGGAAGCAAUAUGCUAAGGCACAUCCACAAGCUAAAUCAAUGCGAUUCAAGUCAUACCGAUUUUACCAAGAGUGGGUCGAGAUCUUUGGAAAGGAUACCGCAGGAGGAAAAAGUUCGCAGGGCACAAUAGACCUUGCUAAAGUUGCAAAGAAACAACAUGCCUCGGUAGAUCUUGCUAAAGUGGCAAUCCAAGAGCCAUAUCUACCUUACUUUGAUGCAAGUGAUUUCCCUCCCAGCUUCAAUGCAAACACUCAAGAUGACUCUUUCUCCAAUAAUAAUGAAAACAUCAGCCAUGAGUUCCCCCACAGCUAUGUACCUUUGGAGGAGGAGGUCGCAGAUACACCUUCUCCCGGUGAAAGCAACUCAAUCAAUUCUACCAAAAGGGAUGGUGAGAAGAAAACUAAGUCCACUAGAAAGCGUAGUCAGCUUGAAUCUGCAACCUCUAAGGGCAUGAAUAACCCUGGCCCGGAUUUGGGCCGCAAGUCCCCUCCACGUCAUCAUUCCCUCAAAUUAGGGGUUCCAGGCCACAACUCCAUUAACACCGCAGGCCACAACUCGGGCCACAACUCAGGCUACAACUAUUCAUUUCACAACAUAUUUUAA